Molecule: messenger RNA, 2729 nt
Organism: Cuscuta campestris
Lineage: Eukaryota; Viridiplantae; Streptophyta; Magnoliopsida; Solanales; Convolvulaceae
Source: the annotation of a GenBank genome assembly
AAGACUUUUUAGGCCUUUUUUAUCUCGGCCCAGGCCUUUGAAUUUUCAGGACCGGCCCUGACGGAAGGCACUACUCAAGCAGCGAAUUCUGAAAAUCUCAAACUAGACAAAGCACUUAUGUCAGUCUUAGAUCGACUUGCUGAGUACUGAUGCAACAAGCUGAAGAUGGUCGAAGCAUAAAAUCACUUCUUCAAGACCUUAAGGUGCAAAGGUUUGACCAUAUGAAUGGCGUGGAGAGUUGUAGGGAAAAAGUGUAUGUUUUCUUGUCUCAGGAAAAACUUGACAUUGACAUCCAAUGAAGCAGCAGUAUUGGUGUCCCCCAAUCUAAGUGAGGCGCUAAGAUCACUUACCAUUUUGGCUAGAUAUACGGAGGGAUAUUAUCUAUGUCCGGAGUUAUUGGCAGGAAAUGCUGGCACUUGUUCCAAUAAGACAUUUAUAAGGACUUUCCAUGCCACUCCAAAAGCACUUGGUAGGAGAUUUGAUGAUGAAGCAUUGGGAUCAAAGACUGCAAAGAAAGGAAAGUUCAAGAAAAGGACAAAGAGUACUGCCCCACCUGUUGAAAAACCUUACAUACCUCCCAAACUAAAAAAAGCUGGCAGCUCAUCAGCUGAGAGAAAAAUUGACAUAUUCGAAGGGAUGACUAUUGUUGAGCUUGCCAAGCGGUGUGGAGAAUCUAUACCUGUUGUGCAGGAUAUCCUUUUAAAUAUGGGGGAGAAAAUUGGAUCAGAAUUUGACCCUCUCAGUAUUGACGUUGCUGAGCUAGUUGCAAUGGAAGUAGGAGUUCAAGUCAUGAGGCAGCAUUCAGUUGAAGGCGGUGAACUCCUACCACGACCACCAGUUGUCACAGUGAUGGGUCAUGUUGACCAUGGAAAAACAUCACUUUUGGAUGCCCUGCGGCAAACUUCUGUGGCAGCUAAGGAAGCUGGAGGCAUAACUCAGCAUUUGGGAGCAUUUGUUGUCAGCAUGUCUUCAGGGGCAUCAAUCACAUUCCUUGACACUCCUGGCCAUGCCGCAUUCAGUGCAAUGCGAGCUAGAGGUGCAGCAGUAACAGACAUAGUUGUGUUGGUAGUGGCUGCUGAUGAUGGUGUCAUGCCUCAAACACUUGAAGCAAUCUCUCAUGCAAAAUCUGCUGAUGUGCCGAUUGUUGUUGCUAUCAACAAAUGUGACAAGCCUGCAGCAGACCCACAGAGAGUGAAAGUUCAGCUUGCAACAGAAGGGUUGCCCUUGGAGGAGAUGGGUGGAGAUGUUCAGGUUGUUGAAGUGUCUGCAGUAAAAAGAACCGGUUUGGAUAGUUUAGAAGAAGCUUUACUUCUGCAGGCUGAGCUUAUGGACUUGAAAGCACGUACUGAUGGGCCAGCUCAAGCUUACGUAGUUGAAGCAAGGCUUGACAAGGGACGGGGUCCAUUGGUUACUGCCAUAGUGAAAACAGGAACACUUGUUUGUGGCCAGCAUGUUGUUGUGGGUGCAGAGUGGGGGAAAAUAAGGGCUAUCCGUGAUACGGUGGGAAAAUUGACCGAGAAGGCUAAUCCUUCAAUGCCAGUUGAGAUUGAAGGGCUGAAAGGGCUACCUAUGGCCGGUGAUGAUAUCGUCGUGGUGCAUUCUGAGGAAAGGGCAAGGAUGCUUAGUGAUGGAAGGAAAAAGAAAAAUGAAAGAGAUAGACUAAAUAAGAAGGUAGCAGAUAGACUUGUGGAGGAGCAAGAUGAGGAGCAAUCAGACGAUACAGAAACACCGGAGGAAAACAGGCAGAAGCCCAAGAGGGUGGAAUUGGCAUUUAUAGUAAAAGGAGACGUUCAAGGCACUGUUCAAGCUGUCACGGAUGUGUUAAAGGGCUUGGAUAGUCCCCAGGUUAAUGUGACGGUUGUCCAUGGUGGUGUUGGGCCAAUCUCCGAGUCCGAUGUAGAUUUGGCACAAGCUUGUGGCGCAUGUAUUGUGGGUUUCAACGUGAGAAAUCCGCCCACUUCUCUAAGUCAGGAAGCUAACAGAGCUGGCAUAAAGGUGCGUGCAGUCUUCCUAAAAUGGUCAAUGUUUUCGAUCUAUCUAUCUACUCUUACGAUAAUAUUGCAUCGCGUGAUAUAUCAUCUUCUGGAGGAGGUGGGGAAGUUGAUCGUUGAAAAGGCUCCGGGGACUCUGGAGACUAAAGUCGCGGGAGAAGCGCAGGUGCUGAGCAUCUUUGAGACAAAAGGGAGGAGCAAAGCCAAGGGAGACGAUGUGAAGAUCGCCGGGUGCCGGGUGAUUGAUGGGCGCAUGAAGAAGGCGUCGUCCAUGAGGCUUCUCCGGAGCGGGGAGCUUGUUUUCGAAGGGUGCUGUGCGUCGUUGAAGAGGGAGAAGCAGGACGUGGAGGUGGUCGGGAAAGGGUCCGAGUGCGGGCUGGUCAUCCAGAACUGCUUCGACUUCCAGGUGGGUGACGUCAUCCAGUGCAUGGAGCAGGUGACCAGGAAGCCCAAGUUCGUCUCUUCUGAAAGUGGAGCCGUCAGAAUCGAGUGCUGAUAUUAUCAUAUUUCUUCUGGGGCUUUUUUUUUUGUCUAGUAAUGAUUUAAUCAAGCAGUCUUAGGUAGGGCUCAGCUUCAAGUCUUCUACUACACAAUGGUCACCCAGAAGCUAUGAAAGGACUAUCUUUUUCCAAUUUAUAAAUCGGAAUUACAGUACUUGAGAUGAAAGCUGAUUUUUUGCCAUCUUCUGUAUUUUUUGUUACAUGGGUUGCCUCUCAGUUGCAUGCAUUAAGUUCCCAU